AUGUCAAGUGACAUCAGACAGUACAUAGAAUCUUGUGACAUAUGCCAGAAGUUUUGUGACAAGCAUUCUCCUGAACCACUCUACAUGCAUGAAAUUCCUGAUCACCCCUGGGAAAAAGUUGGAAGUGAUAUCUUCACCAUAGAAGGAAGAAACUACUUGGUAACCACCGACUACUACAGCAACUUCUUCGAGUUAGACUUCCUACCUGACACUACCUCAGAAACAGUGCUCCACAAACUGAAGCAUCACUUUGCCCGCCAUGGCAUUCCUCGCGUCAUCAUCAGUGAUGGCGGUCCACAAUUCACAAGUGAGAAGUUUAAGACAUUUUGUGAAACAUGGGGCCUUGCUCACGAGCUAUCCAGUCCCGGGAACAGCAAGGCGAAUGGAGCCGCAGAAGCUGCUGUGAAAGUCGCUAGCGAAUGA
Molecule: messenger RNA, 423 nt
Organism: Haliotis rubra (blacklip abalone)
Lineage: Eukaryota; Metazoa; Mollusca; Gastropoda; Lepetellida; Haliotidae
Exons: 1
Coding region: 1-423 (140 amino acids)
Biological process (GO): DNA integration
Molecular function (GO): nucleic acid binding
Source: RefSeq, a predicted model, not a curated record